GGAAUUGGGUUAAUUUAGCUCUGGGUAUCAAAUAUUUAUUUUAGUUCUACACUUCUCUUUGCCAUAUGUUUCUUAUUUUAUCAAAUACUUCUCAACUUCUUUCUAUGUUUUUUUUUAACUUGAUUUAUUGCUCAUUUCAUAUAUUCAGGCUUACCAAUGAUUCCCCUCAAAGACAUAGUCCCUGCCGCCACCAACACAAUAAACACAAAGUUCAUACUCCUUGAUAAGGGAAAUGUCGGUCAGGACGGGAAGGAGACGACUUGCCUUGCUCUCGUUGCCGACGAGACCGCUUCACUUCACUUUCAACUAUGGGGAGACGAGUGCUGUUUUUUCGAGCCCGGCGACAUAAUCCGACUCACCAAUGGCAUAUUCUCAUACCACAAGGGCAACCUUGUGUUGAGAGCUGGGAAGAAAGGGAAGACUGAGAAGACUGGGGAGUUUAAUAUGGUGUUUGUUGAGACUCCUAACAUGAGUGAGAUCAAAUGGGGCAUUGAUCCCAACAAUCCCAGAAAGUUUGUGCAGGAAUCUGUCAUCUCACCUCACUCCACAAUCUUCCCACCAUUGCCAUAAUUCUUUGCAUUUACAUAUCUAGCUCCCUAAACUUUGCUUCUUACAUUUAUGCCACCCAAAUCUUAUAGAUGACAUUAAAAACACCAUCAUUUUAACUUUUAGAGAGUAAAAUACACAUUUUCUUACUAGGUGAGGUGGCAGGUAUGUAAAAAAUGGAAGGUUUGGUGUUACAUAUGUAAAUACAUACGAUUUGUGUGGUGUUUAUUUAAAUUUUCGUUGUUUUUAUGGAUCAA
This is a messenger RNA of Phalaenopsis equestris, 803 nucleotides long. RefSeq names its product SOSS complex subunit B homolog. Gene Ontology annotation, molecular function: DNA binding. The coding region runs from base 157 to 570 and encodes 137 amino acids. The record is from RefSeq and is a predicted model, not a curated record. The transcript has a single exon. Gene Ontology annotation, biological process: response to ionizing radiation; double-strand break repair via homologous recombination; mitotic cell cycle checkpoint signaling. Lineage: Eukaryota; Viridiplantae; Streptophyta; Magnoliopsida; Asparagales; Orchidaceae. Gene Ontology annotation, cellular component: SOSS complex.